GUGUGGGUGGGGGGUGGGGGGGGCAGUGCUCCGCUGGGGCUGUUUCCAGAUGAUCAAUCAGCUGUUGGUCUCCUCUGCGACAUGACCAGAGCCCCCGAGUGUGAGAAGGCCAGCACUGGUGUAAAUGGCUGCCACAUUUGUCUACAAUCGACUCCCCUCCACAGUGACAGCUGGUGAGAGACUGCGAGGGCUGAUGUGCUGAGGAGCUACACAAAUGUUCGUGAAUAACCAUGGCAAAAGCAUACGAGUUUCUGUGGCAGAAAUCUGUUCCCUCUUUCCUACAAGAAGGGUCUGUGUUUGACAGAUACGAUGAGGAGUCUUCGGUGUGCGAAACUCAAUGUACCUUCAAAGUGGAUGAGUUUGGAUUCUUUCUCACGUGGAAGAGUGAGGGGAAGGAAGGUCAAAUCCUGGAAUGUUCAAUGAUCAACCACAUUUACUAUGGUGUCAGCACCAAGGAUCCCAAACUGCUGUCUGCUCUUGAGGGAGUGGGGCGAGGUGAGAACGAGCUGGAAGGGCGGGUAUUCAAUGUGUGUUCAGGAGCUGACCUGGUGAACAUCAGCUUCAUGUAUAUGGUGGCGGAUCAUGUGGAGACAGCUAAGCAAUGGGUGGAGGGGCUGAGUGCCAUCGUUCACAACUUCAGAGCCAGCAGUGUCUGCCCCAUGACCUGUCUCAAGAAACACUGGAUGAGGUUAUCAUUCUUGACAAAUGUAAAUGGAAAAAUUCCAGUGAGGAGUAUAACGAGGACCUUUGCGUCGGGCAAAACAGAGAAGGUGAUAUUUCAGGCCCUGAAGGAGCUGGGGCUGCCCAGUGGGAAGAACGAUGAAAUCGAGCCCGUGGUGUUCACCUUUGAUAAAUUCUAUGCACUAACACAAAAGAUAUGCCCUCGAACUGAUAUUGAGGAGCUCUUCAAGAAACUCAACGGAGACAAAACUGAUUACUUAACUGUAGACCAAUUAGUCAGCUUUCUCAAUGACAACCAGAGAGACCCUCGGCUGAACGAGAUCCUGUUCCCAUUCUAUGAUAGGAAACGGGUGAUGCAGAUAUUUGAGCAUUAUGAUCCUGACAAAGAGCUGAGGCAACAAGGGCGGAUGUCGUUUGACGGCUUCUGCAGGUACCUGAUGUCUGAUGAGAACACCCCUGUGUUCCUGGACCGGCUGGAGCUGUACCAAGAAAUGGACCAGUCACUCUCUCACUACUUCAUCAGCUCCUCACACAACACCUACCUGACAGGCAGGCAGUUCGGGGGCAAAUCAUCAGUGGAGAUGUACAAGCAAAUCCUGCUAUCAGGCUGCAGGUGUAUUGAAUUAGAUAUUUGGGAUGGAAAAGGGGAGGAUCAGGAGCCCAUUAUAACACACGGCAAAGCCAUGUGUACAGACAUCCUCUUCAAGGAUGUGAUUCAAGCCAUCAAAGAUACAGCGUUUGUCACCUCUGAGUUUCCUGUUAUACUUUCGUUUGAAAAUCAUUGCAGUAAACCGCAGCAGUACAAGAUGGCAAAGUAUUGUGAGGAGAUUUUUGGAGACUUCUUACUGAAGGUGCCGCUCGAGUCCUUUCCGCUUGACAAGGCACAACCUCUGCCAUCUCCCAAUGACCUCAAAAGAAAAAUACUGAUCAAAAAUAAAAGGUUAAAGCCUGAGGUGGAGCACAAGCAACUGGAGACCUUUAAGCAGCUGAUGGAGGGCGGGGAGAGCAGCAGCCCGGCCAGCCUGCUGGACGACGAGAUCGAGGAAGAAAUCGAAAACGCUGACCUGUCUCCGAUAUCCGUUGAUCAGGAUGAAGAGGCCCAUCCUGAACUCAAGUUCCACAGUGAGCUCUCCGCUGACCCCAUUAGCCAGGAGAAAGAGGUGCACGUCAACAGUGUGAAGAAGGUGAUCGAAGACCCUGAGCAGGACAAUAAGAAGGGCACUAUCACAGUGGAGGACGAGCAGGCCUGGGUGUCGAGCUAUACGUAUGUUGGAGCCACGACUAACAUCCAUCCAUACCUGUCGGCCAUGGUCAACUACGCCCAGCCCGUCAAGUUCCAGGGCUUCCAGGUAGCCGAAGAGAGGAAUAUUCACUGCAACAUGUCUUCAUUCAAUGAAUCGGUGGGACUGGGAUAUCUGAAGACUCACGCAAUCGAGUUUGUGAACUAUAAUAAACGUCAAAUGAGUCGUAUUUACCCUAAGGGAGGCCGAGUGGAUUCCAGUAAUUACAUGCCUCAGAUCUUCUGGAACGCUGGCUGCCAGAUGGUCUCCCUCAACUUCCAGACCCCAGAUUUGGCCAUGCAGUUGAACCAGGGAAAGUUUGAAUACAAUGGCUCAUGUGGGUAUCUCCUGAAGCCAGAAUUCAUGCGUCGCCCAGACCGGACCUUUGACCCAUUCUCUGAGACCCCAGUGGACGGGGUCAUUGCAGCCACCUGUUCUGUAGAGGUAAUAUCCGGCCAGUUUUUGUCGGACAAGAAGAUUGGGACCUACGUGGAGGUAGACAUGUACGGUUUGCCCACCGACACCAUCCGCAAGGAGUUCCGCACCCGCAUGGUGAUGAACAACGGCUUAAACCCUGUGUAUAACGAGGAGGCCUUUGUAUUCCGGAAGGUUAUCUUGCCUGACCUGGCUGUGCUGAGGAUAGCGGUUUAUGACGACAACAGCCGACUGAUUGGCCAGCGGAUCCUGCCUCUGGACGGGCUGCAGGCGGGUUACCGGCACAUCUCCCUGAGAAACGAGGGCAACAAGCCACUCUCUCUGCCCACCGUCUUCUGUAACAUUGUCCUCAAAACCUACGUCCCUGACGGCUUCGGAGACAUUGUGGACGCUCUAUCAGACCCAAAGAAGUUCUUGUCAGUGAUGGAGAAGCGAGCUGACCAGAUGAGGGCAAUGGGAAUCGAAACUAGCGACAUUGCAGACGUACCGAACGACAGCUCCAAGAAUGACAAGAAAGGGAAGAGUAACAUGGGCAAGAGCAGCGUGACUCCCCAGUUGAGCUCCGAACUACGGCACAACUCUACGUUAGGCCAAGGCACUGGCAACAAUGCCAAGAGAGACACAGCGGUGAUAUCUCAGGUUAACAUUGAGGACCUGAAGCAAAUGAAGCCCUACUUGAAAUUACUGAAGAAGCAACAAAAGGAAUUGAGUUCGCUGAAGAGAAAGUACUCCAAGGAGCAGAGCUCCACUCAGAAGCUCCACUGCGUACAGGUGGACAGACUGGUGGCUCAGCACGACAAGGAGAAGCUAACACACGAGAAGAUUUUAGACAAAGCCAUCAAGAAAAAAGGGGAAAGCAACUGUGUUGAUUUGAAGAAAGAAACAGAGAUGAAAAUCCAGUCACUAUCUUCAGACCACAAGAUGAAGAUGAAGCAGCUGGUGGGCCAGCAGACCAAGGAAUGGUCUGAGAUGGUGAACAGUCAUAAUGCGGAGGAGCAGGAGCUGCGGGACCUGCAUGUGAUGGAGCAGUGCGAUGUGCUACGUAAGCUGCUGGUCAGUGAGCACGAGCAACAAACACAGCAGCUCAAGGUCAUCCACGACAGGCUCAGCAAGGAGAUGAAAGCCAACCAGGCCAAGAGCUCGAUGGAGAACAGUAAAGCCAUCAGCCAGGACAAGAGCAUCAAAAACAAGGCGGAAAGAGAGAGACGGGUCCGGGAACUGAACAGCAUCAACACCAAAAAAUUCCUGGAGGAGAGGAAGCGACUUGCAAUGAAACACGUCAAGGAAGCGGAACAACUGAAAAAAGCUCAACUUGAACAGCUGGAUGGUUUGGAGAAACAAAACGAACAGCUGCUGAAAUCAUGUCAUGAAGGGUCUGGUACUCAAGGCAAAAGAGAUGCGGCGGAUGGUGAAGCUGGAGGCGGGGAUGGCCCGCAGGCAAGCCACAGUGGUGUGAAGCCCCCAGACACAGCCUGAGCCCCACAUGUCCAGCAGCAGACAGGAGACAGCGAAGGACAUCCAUCCACCCACCCACCCACCCACUCCUUUCAUCUCCUCUUUACCUCACACACCCUGUGUCACCAACAAUCCCCAGUGUCAACCAAUUCCAAUUGACCAGAAGGAAUGGUCGACUCCUUUGUCUGUGGAGCACUUUAAAAGCUUAUCGAUCCUCAGUCAAUAUGUAUCUGAGUGACCGGUAGCUUCUGGUAAAUGGCAGAUUUGGGGGCGACUGUGGUGCCUAAUAAUGUUCAUAGAUUGUGUGAACACACAGAACAGAGAAUAGCAACAGGGGGAGAUGGGGGGGUGCAGAGCAAUACGA
Molecule: messenger RNA, 4215 nt
Organism: Callorhinchus milii (elephant shark)
Lineage: Eukaryota; Metazoa; Chordata; Chondrichthyes; Chimaeriformes; Callorhinchidae
Product: 1-phosphatidylinositol 4,5-bisphosphate phosphodiesterase beta-4
Exons: 40
Coding region: 231-3872 (1213 amino acids)
Biological process (GO): phosphatidylinositol-mediated signaling; lipid metabolic process
Molecular function (GO): calcium ion binding; phosphatidylinositol-4,5-bisphosphate phospholipase C activity
Source: RefSeq, a predicted model, not a curated record